Messenger RNA from Fusarium musae, 1461 nucleotides. RefSeq lists its product as uncharacterized. The transcript has a single exon. The record is from RefSeq and is a predicted model, not a curated record. Bases 1 to 1461 code for a protein of 486 amino acids. NCBI's taxonomy places the organism in Eukaryota, Fungi, Ascomycota, Sordariomycetes, Hypocreales, Nectriaceae.
AUGGGGUUCAAUCUUCAAGCCGCUGGCCCAGGGGCGAUUGUCUCUAUUGUCCUUCUCAGUAUUAUCAUCGCCAUCCGCAUAGCCGGAUUCGCCGUACUCCAGUACGGUCGUUUGAAGUAUUUUCACUUCUACGGGCGCUUCAACGGGUCGAAGCAGAUUUCGGUCAUACUAACGAUUCGCGAUUCUAAAGACCCGAAUCUGAAGGACUAUAUUCGUAGUAUCCUCAUUAACAAGCCCGAGUAUCUCUACAUUACCACUCCCAACCGAAAGGCUCAGCACCGGGUAGACGGUAAGUUGAAAGGCUUGAGGUUUGCGUUCUCUGAUACAAAGAUUAGUGUUGGUGCUGUCAACGAGCCGAAUAGACGUCGCGAGAUCGCACAUGCUUUGGCCUCAGUCGACACUCCGUUUACGGCUCUGACUGAUCAGGGAGUUCACUGGCCUGAGGGGUUCCUCAAGUCCGCAAUGCUCCCCUUUGCAAGUCAUCGUGUUGGCUGCGUCACUGUUCCAAUGGUGGCGCGUAAGCGAGAUGGAAUCUGGGGCUCAUUCUCGACGUGUCUGAUCUCCUGCUACUACAGCCUCUUGGCGGAGAGGAAUAGGGCUCUCAACGCCCUCGAUGGCUCUGUGGUUUUCCAAGGCUCGCCGAUCUUGUUCCGCACCAAGUUGGUUGCUCAGCCGAGAUUCAAGCAGCAGUUCGAGGUCGAUCUGUGUUUGAACCGCCGGCAUGGUGUCCAUAAAGCAGAUGAGUAUCUCUUCUUCAAUCGGUACUUCCUUCAGGAAGAGGCACCGCACGAAGAGCCUUAUCUCGUUGUUUUUCAAGACAUGCCGGAAGCUACCGUUCGUGUGGACCGAGGAUCUAUCGCCGAAUUCAUUCGUGAGUAUCUGCAGAUGACUCGAAAUCUUUGGCGCCUGAGCCGUGUCAUGAUCCGUCGAAACGAGCGUAUUCAAUACCCCAUUGCCUUUUUCCUGACGCAUCUUGCCAGUUUUGUAUCGUUUCCUCUGAUGUACGAGAUUCUCUUCAUUCUUCUCGUACACUUCACGAUGCAUCUUGGGGACGACGAGUGGGUGGCUUGGGACAUAUUUGCAUAUUUAUCAAUGUCCUUCCUGACUGUUGUGGGGAUCCGGAUAAUCAGACGUUUGGUUGCAGGUGGCGGCUACGGCUUUAGCAAAGGGACACCUAUCUUGGCUGUUCUGGUAGGUUACCCAGUCUACUAUAUCCUUGGGAUCCUCAGGCUUGUGGCAUUGGCCACCGCAUGGAAGGCUGAUGUCGAACUAAUGACUGAAGACGAAAUGAAAGUGCGAGUGGGCAACCCCGAGGCUCCACGGUAUUCUGUCCACGGCGCCGAGGAGGCUCGGGCAGAGAUUGAAGAACCGCCGUGGAUCUCAAACUGUAUGGAGAUGGAGAGACCCCGGCGUCCGCUUCGACCACUCCCCGACUUCCCUCUGUACGUCAUUGCAGAAUAG